Botrytis sinoallii is the source of this 1320-nucleotide messenger RNA. RefSeq lists its product as uncharacterized. The record is from RefSeq and is a predicted model, not a curated record. The transcript is spliced from 5 exons. Gene Ontology annotation, molecular function: NAD+ binding; prephenate dehydrogenase (NAD+) activity; NADP binding. The coding region runs from base 1 to 1320 and encodes 439 amino acids. Lineage: Eukaryota; Fungi; Ascomycota; Leotiomycetes; Helotiales; Sclerotiniaceae. Gene Ontology annotation, biological process: L-tyrosine biosynthetic process.
AUGGCGACUUCAACCAAGUCCAAUCUUGAAGGAAAGAUGGACAAUUUUGUUAUCGGCAUCAUUGGUAUGGGUGAUAUGGGCAAGAUGUAUGCCCGCAGGCUCAGCGAUGCUGGAUGGAGAGUGAACGCCUGCGAUAGGGAGGACAAAUAUGAAGCUUUGUGUGAAGAGUUUGCAGAUAGAAAACAAAUUACAAUUCUUCCCAAUGGCCACCUCGUUUCCAGAGCAAGUGAUUAUACCAUCUAUAAUGUCGAAGCUGCCGCAAUCGGCAAGGUUGUUGCUGAAUAUGGUCCCUCCACCAAGCAAGGUGCCAUAGUUGGAGGACAAACUUCUUGCAAAGCUCCUGAGAUAGCUGCCUUUGAAAAGUAUCUUCCUGCCGACGUUGAUAUUGUAUCUUGCCAUUCUCUUCAUGGUCCCAACGUAGAUCCUCGAGGUCAACCACUCGUUUUGAUCAAACAUCGUGCAUCCCAAGAGAACUUCGAAAAGGUUGAGCAUGUUCUCUCAUGCCUCGGCUCCAAACAACAUGUUCUCUCAGCUUCUCAACACGACCGCAUAACAGCAGAUACCCAAGCCGUGACCCAUGCAGCCUUUUUAUCCAUGGGCAAAGCCUGGCACGCCAAUCUCCAAUUCCCUUGGGAAAUAGCCCGAUAUGUUGGUGGUAUUGAAAAUGUCAAGAUUAAUCUUACCCUCCGCAUCUACUCUCAGAAAUGGCACGUUUAUGCUGGUCUCGCCAUCCUAAACCCUUACGCCAAAGAACAGAUCAGAGAGUACGCGUCAAGUGUCACGGAUCUAUACAAACUAAUGCUUGGAGGGCACAGAAGAGAGUUAGAGGAGCGAAUCAAGAGCGCAGGACGAUUCGUCUUUGCUGGACGAAAAAAGUCUGAUGAGUUACUCUUGCGCGAUGAAGUACUUGAUCGUUUCUCCCUAGGUAAAAAGCCUGAAAAACCAACGCCAAACAAUCAUCUCUCUCUUCUCGCUAUCGUUGAUUGUUGGGCUCGUCUCAACAUUAGUCCAUAUGAUCAUAUGAUCUGUAGCACACCUCUCUUUCGUCUCUGGCUCGGUGUCUCAGAAUACCUAUUCAGAAAUGAUAAAUUGUUGGAUGAAGUUAUCAAUACUGCUAUUGAAGACAAUACAUUUCGUUCUGACGAUUUGGAAUUUACAUUUGCAGCUAGGGGAUGGAGCGAGUGUGUAGAGUUUGGAGAUUUCGAGAGUUGGAAAGAUAGAUUUGAGAAGACGCAAAUGUUUUUCGCUCCAAGAUUUCCAGAGGCAACUAGAGUAGGUAAUGAGAUGAUGAAGACGAUUCUGGCAAACAUUAAGGAUUAG